Messenger RNA from Stegastes partitus (bicolor damselfish), 1008 nucleotides. RefSeq names its product frataxin (gene fxn). Gene Ontology annotation, cellular component: mitochondrion. Gene Ontology annotation, biological process: intracellular iron ion homeostasis; iron incorporation into metallo-sulfur cluster. Gene Ontology annotation, molecular function: ferroxidase activity; 2 iron, 2 sulfur cluster binding; iron chaperone activity. Bases 57 to 689 code for a protein of 210 amino acids. The record is from RefSeq and is a predicted model, not a curated record. The transcript has 6 exons. NCBI's taxonomy places the organism in Eukaryota, Metazoa, Chordata, Actinopteri, Pomacentridae.
UGUGUCCCUCCUUCUGAUAUUAGCAUUAGUUAACUAAAACAUCCUGCUGACAAACCAUGCUUCUCUGCAGUAAAACAUUGAGGAUUUAUUCACAGAUAUGUCACAUAUCGAACAGACAGCUCAGCACGGUGACAGUGCAGAAAAACAGGAACGUCUCCACUCAGCUCAGGAGACUCUGUCACUUCAGCGGGGUUCGUCCCUUUGCUGAACACACGCAGCAUCCCGUCUGUCAUCCUCCAAACACAUGGUUUGGGAGCAGAAUUGGUGGGUCCUGGAGGAAAAACAUCCAUCUGACUUCAUCAAGUCUGGAAAAAUCCACCCCUGUGAUAAGUGAGCUGUCAGAAGCCGCAUAUGAGAAGCUGGCAGAUGAAACAUUGGAUGCUUUGGCUGAUUUCUUUGAAGACUUGACAGAUGAAGCUGUCACUGGAGCAGACUAUGAUGUUGUCUUCUCCAGUGGUGUUUUGACAGUGAAGGUUGGCGGAGAUCAUGGAACCUACGUCAUCAACAAACAAACACCAAACAAACAGAUCUGGCUUUCUUCUCCUACCAGUGGACCGAAGCGCUACGACUGGACAGGUGAACGCUGGGUGUACACUCAUGAUGGUGUUAGCCUCCACCAGCUACUUUCUAAAGAGUUUUCCAUCAUCUUCAAUGUCAACAUGAACCUGUGUGACCUGCCCUAUUCUUGAAACCUCAUACUGGCUAAUGGCCUGCUUAUAUCAUAACUAUUGUACGUUGCAGAACAACUUUUAGAUGAGAAGGGAGCCAAAGACACACCAUGUACAGUACUGUCUAUAAGUUUGGAUACGCCUAUUUAUUCAAAGUAAAAAAACGCACAAAUAUGUGAAUAUGUUUUAAUUUUCUUGAUUCUUGUAUGUUCCCACCUUUUACUUUGAUGACAGAUUUGUACACUUGCCUCUCUCAAUCAGUUUCAUAAGGUUGUUACCUACAGUUUUUCCAAUGACCUUAAAUGAAAUUAAAUUGAAUUUCCCUUCUGGGAUAAAUAAA